ACCGAUUGUACUGAAAAAGAAAAGAGAGAUUUUUUUUUUUACUGAAAUGGCAGAAUGAAAGUAGAGACAGAAGGGAAAAGAUAUUAUGAGUUUUCUUGUCCGUGCAUCAGCAUUGUUUUCAACCCAGUAAGGGAAAAUGUGUUAAAUUACUUUUUUUUUUUUCUCGCAGGCUACCGCCUUUAAUUAAAAAAAAAAAUCGGGAUGGAGCACUGGAGCUGCCUGGUUUAAUAUCAGACUGAGUAGGGAAACGGGCGUUGGUAUUUUCCCGGAUUCCCAGCUUGAUUCACAGCACACAGAUGUCGCUAUAGCGGGCUCAGCUGGGUAGUUCUGACAGGCUAACAUGCUCUUCCUUUUCCGCUGUCAGUCGGUGCUUUUUUUAUCCCAAGUUUGACCCUGGCAGCUAUUUCCUCUCCUCUCUCGCGCUAUAAAGUCCCCACGCGUUCCGCACGCAGUCUCUUUCCCUGGCCACAAAACAGAGCGAGUGUGAGCACUCACUGCUCUUUCACAACUUCAAGAAAAAACACAAAAAAAUAAAAAAACACAAAAUACACAAAACCUGUGAAAAAAAUACCGGAACUUCAAGACAAGGCGGAAAAAAAGGAAAAUUAAAAAAAAAACGCAAAAUAAUACUUUUUUUGUUUUAUUUUAAUUCUUGAUAUUUACAGAAGGCCUCGGGCUUGGAUUGCCUGAAGUUUUAAAGACGAGAAUUUCCAUUACAAUUAUCAGUAAGAAGAAACAAUAUUCUUAGCAAGACACUGCACUGUUUAAAAGGACUCAGUAUCCCAGAUUGAGGUUAUUUUGGGACUCUAUUUUUCCUUUCUUCAGCUAAGAUUUUUUAUUGAAACUUUUACAGCAUCCAGGCUUUUUGUCUACAAAUACUGACAAAAUAAUUUCACAUUAGCGGUGGAUCCAUUGACCUCGACUAAAUUAAACUGUGCAGUUCGGGGAGCGCAGCUGUUGUGCUUACUGAACAUUACAAUACACACACACACACGUACAUAAAUCCACCGAAACAUCUCAGCCGUCCGCUAUUCAAAUCCGAACAAUGAACACUGCGACAGCAGGGAGUUACCCGAUGGCUUCUCUUUAUGUCGGCGACUUGCACCCCGAUAUCACUGAGGCGAUGCUCUACGAAAAAUUCAGCCCCGCCGGCCCGGUUCUGUCCAUUCGGGUCUGCCGCGACAUGAUCACCCGCCGCUCUCUGGGUUACGCCUAUGUGAACUUUCAGCAGCCCGCAGACGCCGAGAGGGCUCUGGACACCAUGAACUUCGAUGUGAUCAAGGGCAAGCCCAUCCGCAUCAUGUGGUCGCAGAGAGACCCCUCGCUCCGGAAGUCAGGCGUGGGCAAUGUCUUCAUCAAAAACUUGGACAAGUCCAUCGACAACAAGGCGCUCUACGACACCUUCUCUGCCUUCGGCAACAUCCUGUCCUGCAAGGUGGUGUGCGACGAGAAUGGCUCCAAGGGCUACGCGUUCGUCCACUUCGAGACGCAGGAUGCCGCCGACCGCGCCAUCGAGAAGAUGAACGGAAUGCUGCUAAAUGACCGCAAGGUGUUUGUGGGACGGUUCAAGUCCCGGAAGGAGAGGGAGGUGGAGCUGGGGGCCAAAGCCAAGGAAUUCACCAACGUGUACAUCAAGAACUUCGGAGAGGACAUGGACGAUGAGAGGCUGAAGGAGCUCUUUGACAAAUACGGUAAAACUCUCAGCGUCAAGGUCAUGACAGACCCCAGUGGCAAAUCCAAAGGCUUCGGGUUUGUGAGCUACGAGAAGCAUGAAGACGCCAACAAGGCGGUGGAGGAGAUGAAUGGCACCGAGCUCAACGGGAAGAUGGUGUUUGUGGGGCGCGCGCAGAAGAAGAUGGAGAGGCAGGCGGAGCUGAAGAGGAAGUUUGAGCAGCUGAAGCAGGAGAGGAUCAGCCGGUACCAGGGUGUGAACCUCUACAUCAAGAACCUGGACGACACCAUCGAUGAUGAGAAACUGCGCAAGGAGUUCUCUCCUUUUGGCUCCAUCACCAGCGCAAAGGUGAUGCUGGAGGAAGGGAGGUCCAAGGGCUUCGGGUUCGUGUGCUUCUCCUCCCCGGAGGAGGCCACCAAGGCCGUGACAGAGAUGAACGGGCGCAUCGUGGGCUCCAAGCCGCUGUACGUGGCGCUGGCUCAGCGCAAGGAGGAGCGCAAGGCUCACCUCACCAACCAGUACAUGCAGCGCAUCGCCGGCAUGAGGGCCAUGCCCGCCAAUGCCAUCAUCAACCAGUUCCAGCCCGCCGGCGGCUACUUCAUGCCCGCCGUGCCACAGGCCCAGAACCGAGCGACGUACUACGCGCCAAAUCAGCUGACACAGAUGAGGCCCAACCCACGCUGGCAGCAGCAGGGGGGCCGACCACAGGGUGGCUUUCAGGCAAUGCCUGGCGCCCUGCGUCAGAGCGGGCCCCGUGCCAACCUGCGGCACCUGGCGCCCGGUUCCAGCACGCAAGGCCCCCGGGGAAUCCCAGCUGGGGCGCAGAGAAUGGGAGGGGCUGGUCAGACCAUGGGCCCCCGUCCCUCCGUGGCAGUGCCAACGCCAAGGGCCGUCCCACCCUACAAAUACGCCACCAGUGUGCGCAACCCCCCGCCCCAGGUGAUGCAGCCCCUCUCCCUGCAGCAGACCCAGCCGGCGGUGCACGUCCAGGGACAGGAGCCCCUCACCGCCUCGAUGCUGGCCGCCGCCCCCCCACAGGAGCAGAAGCAGAUGCUGGGGGAGCGCCUGUUCCCCCUGAUCCAGGCCAUGCACCCCAGCCUGGCUGGCAAGAUCACCGGAAUGCUGCUGGAGAUCGAUAACUCAGAGCUGCUGCACAUGCUGGAGUCCCAUGAGUCCCUGCGCUCCAAGGUUGAAGAGGCCGUUGCUGUGCUCCAGGCUCACCAGGCAAAGAAGGACGCUGCGCAGAAGGUGGGGGUCAUCACCACGGCUGCGACCUCCUGACGGGCUUUUUCAAGAACUAGACCCAAAGAAGAGGGAUCCAGUGGUCUUCGCUGUCGCAUUUACCUGGUUCUUCCUGUAAACUGAAUG
This is a messenger RNA of Lepisosteus oculatus (spotted gar), 3040 nucleotides long. RefSeq names its product poly(A) binding protein, cytoplasmic 4 (inducible form) (gene pabpc4). Gene Ontology annotation, molecular function: mRNA 3'-UTR binding; poly(U) RNA binding; poly(A) binding. The record is from RefSeq and is a predicted model, not a curated record. Gene Ontology annotation, cellular component: cytosol; ribonucleoprotein complex; nucleus. Lineage: Eukaryota; Metazoa; Chordata; Actinopteri; Semionotiformes; Lepisosteidae.